This is a messenger RNA of Microthlaspi erraticum, 333 nucleotides long. Lineage: Eukaryota; Viridiplantae; Streptophyta; Magnoliopsida; Brassicales; Brassicaceae. The record is from the annotation of a GenBank genome assembly.
AUGGACGAGAAGUGGAAGCUGUCGAAAAAGGACGCAUCAGCUGCGUCGUACUCAGCUUCCUCUUCUUCAUCUAAAUCCAAGUUCUCUAGAAGCUACUCGACGAGUGCAUCCUCUACAAAGGCUCCUGUAUUCGUACGGAGUUCGUCCACCAAAUGCUCAGUCCCAUCUUCUUCGUCCUCCAUGUCCAGAAGCUCAUUGAAGAAAGAGAAAGGAUCAUCAUCAUCUUCCAUUACCCAAAAGUACAGCAGCUUGGCCAAAGAACAGAAAGGGAGGUUUUACAUUAUGAGAAGGUGUGUGGCUAUGCUUGUCUGUUGGCAUAAACAUGAUUCCUAG